Molecule: messenger RNA, 420 nt
Organism: Rotaria sordida
Lineage: Eukaryota; Metazoa; Rotifera; Eurotatoria; Philodinida; Philodinidae
Source: the annotation of a GenBank genome assembly
AUGGAAAAAUCGGAUCUUCUUUGUGAAGCAGUAUCAUAUAAGAUGUUUUAUAAUAAUUCAUUAGUAGUUGAUGAAAAUUUAUCUCCAGAUAAUCCAUUAUUUUGGAGUCGUCCAACACCUAUUAAUUGUAAUACAGUACGAAUAAUUGGAAUAUUUUUAUGUCUUGCUGGAUUUAUUGGUAUUAUUUUAAAUGGUGCACUUUCUUAUAGUUUUAUUCGAUAUAAAUUUCUUCGUACUCCACCUAAUAUAUUUAUAAUGUUUAUUUCGAGUAUUGGUCUUUUAGCAUCAUGUACUAUUAUACCAUUAGCAGAAUGUAUGUGGUCCAGUAUAGAUUUUCAUGCUGAUUAUAAAUAUGUUGUUUAUUUUGUUUUUCGACUUAGUUUUGAUAAUGAAAACUACAAUAAACAACACUAUUCUUGA